AUGUUUGAUCAAAUUGAAAUCGAUAGCGACAAUGAAUCAGUAACUGAUUUUUUAAGUGAAGAUAAAUUUGUAGAAAAAUUAGAUAAGGAUAACUUUAACAGAAGUGAAUUUACAGAAAGUUAUUUAGGUAGGAAUAACUUCAUAAAGGAUAAUUAUCUAAACGAACUAGCAGAAAACUAUUUUAAUAAGGAUGAAUUAGUUGAGAAUUAUUAUGAGAAUGAAUCAGUUAAAGAUUAUUCUAAUACAAAUGAAUUGACUAGUAAUGAUAAUUGGCUAGAGAAUGAUAAAGAUAAGACGGAUAACCUUUAUGUUGGUAAACGAUUUGUAUUAUGGCAAGAAGUUAUAAUAUUCCUUAAUUAUUAUUGCAAGCAAAAAAGUGUAUAG
This is a messenger RNA of Racocetra fulgida, 384 nucleotides long. NCBI's taxonomy places the organism in Eukaryota, Fungi, Glomeromycota, Glomeromycetes, Diversisporales, Gigasporaceae. The record is from the annotation of a GenBank genome assembly.